Messenger RNA from Cyprinus carpio (common carp), 4922 nucleotides. RefSeq names its product neuronal pentraxin-2-like. Lineage: Eukaryota; Metazoa; Chordata; Actinopteri; Cypriniformes; Cyprinidae. The record is from RefSeq and is a predicted model, not a curated record.
CACCUCUUGUCCCCGCGUAAGUACGGAGAUGGAGAUAUAUAGAGAGACGCGUCCUGCGGGUGGACGAGCACAUUACAGAGGAAAGCUGCUGAGUUCGAGGGCUGAGGAAUUUAUUGAUGAACUUAAUUGAUUCUUAAGGUUCUUAUCUCCCCUUUAUCUUGUGUUUCUUAUCAUUACUAAUUAUUUGUAACCGCCACCCUGAAGUUCAUCGUUGUAAUACUGGCCGCCGGGAUGGUGGCGUUUAUCGGAGCGGUUAUAUGCAUCAUCGCCGCGGUUCACGGCGGAUCUCCACCGGCAUCCGCAGCCGCGGCGCAGCCCCUGGCUGACAACCAUUCACUCUCACCGGGCACAACCGGGAAGGCGUUUUCCACCGGGUCCGUGGCCCGAGCAGGACCGCUGGACGCUCUUCACGGUACUGAUGCGACCAGGGAACGAGGAGGACCGGAGGCGCCAACCUUCUACGGUUUAACGGGACUAGGGACAGGAGGCAGCGCGCAGCAGGUCACUUACAGCAGACUCAUCUGCACCCCUGUCCCCGCCGGUGAGUGCAACCCGAAAAACUUUCAGCAACAAGCGGACGACCAAUCGUUAUACGCGGGAGAGGACUGGGGGUACCUGCGCACCACCGCCGAGGAGCUCCGGCAGACCGUCCUGCAGCAGAAGGAUGAGAUCCUCACGGAUCAGAGAACCAUACGGGAGCUAACGGGAAAGCUCUCGGAAUGCGAGAGCGGCUUAAAGGGACGGAAGGUCCCGGAACGGAGCGCGGGACUUGGGGAUGCGCGAAAAGAGAAUAAGGAGCAAAUCAUGAUGCGGGACGACGCGGGGUCCUCGACGCGGACGCCUCAUGCGAUGGAGGAGCUGGUGCAUGUCGUAACUCAGAUGAAAGACCGCAUUGAGAAACUGGAGUCUGAAAUGGCAGCACCAGGAUUCAAUCACACAGACGCAAGCUCACAGAAAGCAGCAGGUGCUGCUCGUAUGCCAAAGGCAGCUGCUCAGAGAAGAGUGGAAGAUCUGGAAGGAGAACUGAAGAGAAAGAUAAAACUGCUGGAGGAGGAGAGGAAAGCUCUGCGGAAAGAGACACAGAAGCAUCAAGAGCAUAUUGACUACGGACUGGACACUGUACACCAGCGGAUAAGCAGCCUGGAGAAAGGUCUCUCUGAGAACAAGUUUCCAGAGGGUUACAGGCUCUCAUUCCCUGUACGCAGCUCUUCCAUGUAUGCCAUUGUAAAGCAGGAAAUCCCAGCCCUCUCCGCUCUGACUGCCUGCAUGUGGAUCAAGCCUGCGAAGAGCAUCUUGGGAACAGCCGUUUCUUAUGCUGUUUCUGACCAGAGCCACGAAUUUGUGCUUCAGCAGUUGGUUCAUGGGCCCAUUGAGCUCAUCAUUAAUAAUGAGGUGGCGCCGUUAUCUCUGAACUUAACAAUGGGCAGAUGGCAGCAUAUGUGUGUGAGUUGGAACCGGAGAGCUGGAUCGUGGCAUGCCUACUUAGGGGGCAAACUAAAGAUUGAAGGAAGUGACCUGGCAACCCGUCACAGCAUCCGACCGGGAGGAACCCUCAUACUUGGCCAAGAACAGAGUUCAAUGGGCGGUCUUCGUUUCGAAGCAUCAAGGGCUAUGGUGGGAGAGCUGUCUGAUUUUAACAUGUGGGACCGGCCGCUUUCACACACAGAGCUCUCUGCUCUUGCCCACUGCAGCACGAGGAUGCUGGGUAAUGUAGUACCGUGGACCAGUCGUGAAGUGGAGGUUUUCGGAGGCGUCACCAAGCAACUGGCCGAACAUUGCGAGCAUCGCACCAGCGCCAGACAGUGAUGUGCUCCUGAGGCUCAUUUAAGGGUCAGAAAGUCAAAGACAGGGUGUUCAGAGAUGGCAAAGAUUCAUCAGAGAGCAAAACACCUUGCCAUGGUCAUGGUCUUUUCUUAAGGCAAAGUUUUUUGUUAGCGGUGUUUGCUGAAACAUGCCUAUCAUUACGGUUCAGGGUUAGUGAUUUGAACAAACCCUAAGUAUUACAUAACAGCGCAUAAGUCAUCCCACGCUACAAACAAGAAUGAUACCUCAAAUCAAGCAGCUUGUUGAGGAGAAGUGUGCUCUUUUUUUUUUCUAAGCAAUCAAACCUGUGAUUUUCACUUGGCAGAUGAUAAAAUGGGUGCAAAUAUUCUAGACUUAAAGGUAUAGUUCAGCCAAAAAUUAAAAUACUAUCAUCAUUUACUCACCUUAAAGUUGUUCCAAACCUGUAUGAAUUUAGUUUUUUCUGUUGAGCACAAAAGAUGAUAUUUUGAAAAAUGCUGGUAACCAAACAGUUGCUGCAAGCCAUUGACUUCCAUAGUAUAUUCUUUUUCCAUACUAUGAAUACCAGCAACUGUACCAGCAACUAUUCUUCAAAAUAUCUUCUUUUGUGCUCAAAGGAAGAAAGAAACAUGUACAGGUUUAAAACAACACGAGGGUGAGUAAAUGAUGACAGAAUUUUGACUUUUGACUGAACUGCCCCUUUAAGUUGCAGUCACAUUUUCCAUUGUUUGGUGAUUUUUAUUCAUUAAGAUUCACCGAUUUCGCAACGGGUUCAAAUUGGUCAUGUGGAUUUGCUUGACCAAAAGACAAUUGGUUUGAAAUUGACUUCUGUGUGAGAUGUUCUUCAUACAUCACUACACUAUUGACAAUUGACCCUUUGCUGGGCAUUUGAUUGACAGGCAAUCUGACUAAUCAUAAUGCAGAAUCUGCCAUUUUUGACUGACAAAUAAACCCGAUAGGAGAGUAAUUUAACGUCGGUGAAAAAUGGUGUGCAUUGAAGUCUUUCUGUUGUUGAAACAAGAUACCUUCUGAUGUUCAUUCAUGUUAAAUUCAUGCUAUAACUAGUAAAGAGGAAGAGAUGAUAAGUUCAUGUGCUUCUUGAACUGAGGCACUACAGUGGUCUGUCACGACACAUUAAACAGCCACAAAACGCCAUUUACUGUUUGAAUUUUUUCAUACAUUUUUUUAUACCUAAAAUAACCUGCUCUGACUUGUCUGUCGGCGUGUUGACUGUUUCCUCUUUGCUCCGUGAUGUAUUUUUCACUGAUGUUGCCUUAGAGCGCAUGGCUUGUCAUUCAUAGCAACAGUAACGAAGGGGGCGGGUCUUUGCGAAGGGUCAGUUGAUAAUGGAUCUUUUUUGCCAGUGAAAUUUCGCCAAAAUUUUAUUUUAAAUUAAUGUGACUACACCUUUACAUAGACAAGCCAUAUCUAGGGACCAGAAUAUUACCAGUAUCAUAGACUCUUUUUCAACUAGCAAUGUCCAAAUAGCAAUAUACUAUAUACUAUAGACAUUCAGAACGGCUCAGCAAUCACAUUUCAAUGCCCUGACAACAACCCACAACACUUCUACAUCAUACGGGCGAGUUUUGCAUGGGAAAGCAUCUCUCUUUUUAAAUUAUUUACAUCUUAUUUAUUACUAGUUAUACCUUUUUGAACAUCUGAGUGGCAAACAUCAGUGUAAACAUUUGAUGUGGGAUCUUCAGGCUCAGUGUUUGAUGAAAGGAUUUAUUUUUUUCCCACAUUUCAAAGCAAAUAUUUGCAUACUCAUUCAGAUGUGUUGUUAUUUAUACAGUGUAUUUGAUUGAAAUUAGCUUAGAAAAGACACACUCACACAGCUGGGAAUAUGUUUGCUUUUAGUCUGCCGUUUUCUAUACUAGUUUUUUUUUUUUUUUGUAUGUUUGAUCUCUUCGAGUUUUUUUUUUUUAAAGAUGUUUUUGAAUCAAACUGUUACUAUGGUGAUCACUCCAGCAGACUGAAUCCUAUUGGUCAGACCAGUCCUGGAUGAAUUCUCCUCCAUUAAAAUCCCUUUAACACCAUCAGAAUCACAUCGAAUUAGAACGAACAGACUGAAAAGGGAGCAGUUGAAAAAGGCAUCUGGCUAGAUGAAUACAGCAAUAUUUCAUAGCAUAACUACAUUAACCUUAAAAGCCAUGGUUUUGAAACCCUUUACAAUGUGGCAUCUACAAUAACAUGCUUUCUGAGAACAGUUUUCAGUGUUAAACAUAAUCUGCAAAUAUCUACAUACAAACAAAUAUCUUCUCAUGCUGAGAAAUUAGCAUGUAUAGCCAAUAUAGAUUUAUACAAAAAUCUACUCAACAAAAUUGUAUUUGUAAAAAAAGCAACAAACAUUCUGAAUAAUGAAUGUAAAAUACUUACACAAUUAUAUGUACAUUCCACAGUCUAUCUAUCUCUGUUCAUAACUGUGACUGAAUAAGCAUCUCAGAGUUUAUGUAAAUUACGCUUUACAUGUUUUAUGUGGAUUAUACUCAAUGUAUUAUUCAUAUGUAAAAUGCAGCAGGCUUGAAAAUGCCUGUUUUGUGGCCUUGUCAAACACAAGAAUGUUGUCCCAAAUGCGCAAUCAUAAGAUAUAUAUACACUGAUGGACAGAACUGAGAUUAUUAUGGAUGUGGUUUCAUUUUGGUGCAAACAGUUGUUUUAUAAGCAUGUGGCUAUUUGAUUGAAUAGCACAAGAUCAUCAUAAUGGUUGGGAAUUGUGUUUUUGCAGGUGUUUUAGCAUUAAAUAUAUUUUCUUUUGGAUGUACAGUGUAUUCGCCGUUGUUAGUGCAGUGCCUGUUUGUUUGCAUUCAGUGGUAAUUUUGUGAUGUUCUAUUCUCUUAUUGUACAUGAACAAGCUUUAAAUUGUAUUCAGAAAGAGUGGGUUACAAAUGAUUGUUACCAUUUCUGGAAUAUAUUUGUUUUUGAAUGAAGAAAUACCUUGGAAGUUGGAUAUAAAGUUCUCUUAUUUUGCUUGAAUGUUUUUCUACACUCUGAGGAUUUACUCAUUUACAUUUUUUUAUGAUCUUCUCUCCUGUAAUGUUCGGUUCUUGCAUUCUGUCUGUGUCUUUGUCUGUGUUGAAAUGGAGAUCAAAUGUGUUCAAAUCUAAAAUGAAAAUAAGAAUUAAAAAGUAUAGCACAACAAA